Messenger RNA from Panonychus citri (citrus red mite), 2718 nucleotides. RefSeq lists its product as uncharacterized. The coding region runs from base 1193 to 1987 and encodes 264 amino acids. The record is from RefSeq and is a predicted model, not a curated record. NCBI's taxonomy places the organism in Eukaryota, Metazoa, Arthropoda, Arachnida, Trombidiformes, Tetranychidae. The transcript is spliced from 4 exons.
AUUUUUUAAUAAUAAACAAUUUGUCUUUUGUUGAUUUUUGUUUAUCAAAGUUAAAGUGAAAACACAAGAAAAAAAUCAAGUACAAAUUGUGAUGAUUAUCAUUGAUGAAAAAAUAACAACUAACCCAAUUAAUCAAAUAGAUUAAUAAAUUAUUGAAAAAUCUUAAUUGAUUGUAAACAAAAAUAAUAUCUAAUUGUGACUUCGUCAUUAUCUAAUUGUCAAACUGAUCUUCAUUAAGAUUCAGUCAAGAACAUUAUUGAAAGUUGAACAGAUAAUACGAAGUUAAGGAAUUGAAUGGAUAUGAACAAUUAACUUAUUUCCUACGUGGAAUUAAAUUUCGUUUCAAUUAUCACUGAUUCUUAAAUUUGAUGGCAAUGAAUUUCAAUGAACUUUUCUAAUAUCUAUUUUCGCUCUUUUCUAUUCUUUGUUGAUUAAUAAUAAUGAUCACCUUGAUUCGGAAGAACAGGGAGAAGAAGAUAAUGAACAAUCUACUGAAAUAAUCAUCAUCUGAACAAUUAAUGUUUAGAUUAACAUUGGAAUCCAAUAUCCUAAAGUUAUUCUACAAGUUGAUUGUUUUAUUAGUCUAAGACAAACCCGAAGCUAAAACCCCAUGAGAAAUCGUAAAUUCUUACUUUAUUCAGUUGAUAAUGAUUCUAACGGUUGAAUUUCUUGGUCUGAAUCAUUCGUAACUUUGAAAAUAGAAAAUCGAUCUGAUCGAUCAACUAUUCGGAUCUGAACAACUCUAAAUAUGCCCACUGGUUAUUUACCAAUAUUUUGGUUGCGUUCUUCAGUUACAUUAGUUUAUUCCCGUUGAAUUAGUUUGUGUCCCUAUUGUGACAUUAAGUUAAUUUCUUCUCUUUCUCUUCGAGGUUUAACUCUCAUCACUUGACUAGUGUAUACUAAUCAGGAAAUACUUUUAUUUGACUUCACUUUUCGAGUUAAAUAAAUGAAUAAGAUUCUUUUUAAAAGAAUUGUCAUAAAACAGAGCCGCUAUUUUGUAUCUUGAGUCGAUUGUAUCGAAAAUAUAUCGGGCAGAAUAAGAAGCCGAAAAUAUGAUAAACAGCGAAGAAAAGUUUUACCUAAAAGAUUUCGCUUAUUGAAAGUCGGAGUAGCAAAACAACAACAAGUUAUUUUUCCUUGUAGCAAAUUUUUUUAUUGGUUCUUAUAAUUCAUCUGAAUAACCUUUUCCAACAUGAAUUCUCAAUCUAAUGAUAUGAAAGAAAUGUUCAAUGGUGUGAAAUUUAUCAAACUUGAAGACAAUUCGAUGUGCACAUCCAAUUCAUUCAAUCAAACACAAAACCAAUCAUUCAACCAGUAUCAAGAUCAGGCCACGGAAUUGAAGACUGAGUUUACCGUGAAAGCUGAAAAUCUGAUCCAAAUGCCAUCGUUCAAGGAAAUGACAAUUCGAAAACCAAAUGAUCGUCAAUUUGUUCAAUUUAAAGAUUAUUUUUCCCGAAUUGAACCUGAAUCGAAACCAGAAAAUCUUCUUCUGUCUAUCAACAUGAAUCGAGACUUUAACGAGCCUGAGUGGACGUUACAUCAAAUUUAUUCAACGUACGAGAUUUUGGUGAUUGGAAUUAACUUAUUGAGAAGUUCAAAUACUCGUUUGAUAGCAAAGCAAAAAAGAGCACAAAAAGAGAUCGAUUAUUUUCGCAAAAGUCUACAAUCUCAACCACUGACAGAAUUCAUGGAUAGUAAAUGCCAACUUUACUCCUCAAACGGUAAUGUACAUAUUCGUAUGCCUCUGUUUUCAGAAUUGUACAAUUUCACCGGAUACUUUAACAGAGAUUUUACUUUUACGAAUGAAAAAUUGCUCCAAGAUUUGAAUAGCUGGAACGAAGACGAGCCCAAGUGGACUAUGGCUGAAGUGUUUACCACUUAUGAGAUGCUGGUAAUGGGAACAUUGAUGUCACGAAAAGUUCGAAUAACUAAAAAACAGAAAAGAGCACAAAUAGAUGUCAAUAAUUCAUUGAAAAUUCUUCAUUAAAUGUCCAAAAAAUGGUGAAAUGAAUAAGGUUGAAUAAAAUGUUUGAUUUAUAAAGUUACUCAAUGUUGAUAAGACGAUAGAAUUGGGAAUUAAUCAAUCUUCAAUUAUCUUUAUCCUUCCACCAGGUAAGUUGUGAAUCAACGUGAAGAAAGUAAAACUCAAUUAAACACAAUUUGUUUGCCUUAUUUCUUGUAGUAAAUUAUCAUUAGUGAGAGAGCUUUCAUCUUCAUUGUUCUCUCUCUCUCUCUCUUUUUCUCCCUCUCACUCCAAUGUCUUCAUCUUCUUAAUCAAUCCCUUAACUCGACUAUUAAUUUAACAAUUAACAGUAAUUAGGUUCUUUGCCUUCUCUCUUUUUCCUUUCACUCUUUGUCUCUUGGUUUUCAUUCACAUUUUGAGACACAUUUUCUUUGGUUAACUGAUUCUCAACAUGAUGAUAAUCUUCAUCAUAGAAUCAGUCACAUGAAACACUGAGAAAAAUUGAAUUUUCUCAUGUAAGUUAUGGUAAGGACACAGUUAACGUUGGUUUAAUACUAAUUGUUUAAUGCUGAUAGAUGAACCAUUUUGAUCAAUUUAGUUUCGUUGAAAGUGUAACACUAUUUAUCUUUCAGUUUAAGGUCAAGAUGAUGAGGUGAGUUAAUUGUUGUUGGUUAAAAUUAAAUUGUUUCUAAUAUAUUUUCGCAUAGUACAAAAAAAUCAGGUAAAUUGUUGUUUCUCUCACUUAAUUCACUGCA